AUGGAUGACUCACAGACUGCUUUCGUCGCGCAAUACGCUGGCUACGGUUUCGAUCUGGAUAUGAUGAAGAGAUCUAUGGAUACUGUAGGUGGCCCUGACGCCAAGAAGGCCCGCUGGUCCCCCACCUUCGGUGCGUCGAACGGAACGAACGGUCUCUCUUCAGCGGCAGUAAACCGCGACGCCUUUGCCAACUACGGGUACGGGCCUAACGCAAGCAUCGUACAGUCGGGGUUCACUAACUCGCCCCCGUCCAACGCAUUUGGCGGCAACCCCCUGUAUUCGACGCCUCAGCUGAGCAUCAACACCGCGACAGUGGGCGCCAACGGCAUGCCAUCUCAGCUGAGCCCAAACACCGCAGGGCCGUUCACGCCUCAGCAACAGCAGCCAUCACCCAACGGGAACAACGGAGGGAGCCCAUACGGCGGAUUCGGGGGGUAUAACAUGUUGGGGAUGGGCCUGCCAGCGAUGAACAUGCUCGGCGGGUUCCCGUACAACGCGCAUAUGGCGAACUUCACACAGGUGAGCACCCCAGUCUCCGCAUGCAGAGCGGGUUUGCAUGUCGAUCGUACGCAGAAUCUGAACCAGCAGCGGCCUCUGUCACUGCAGAUUCCCGGGAUGCAAGCUGGGCCUUACUCGCCCGCCGCACUGACAGCGGCGCUCUCGGCGCAGAACAAUGCCACGGGACGCACAGUCUAUGUUGGCAACCUGCCCGCGACUGCCUCGGUUGAUGAGCUUCUCAACCUGGUCCACUUCGGGCCGCUCGAAUCAAUCCGGGUGCUGCCUGAGAAAUCGUGCGUAUUCCUGUCCUUCCUGGAUGGUGCGACCGCGGCGGCGUUCCACGCGGAUGCUUUGAUCAAGAAGCUGUCCCUUCACGGGCAAGAGCUCAAGAUUGGCUGGGGCAAGCCCUCCCCAGUGCCUAGCCAGGUCGCGCUCGCUAUCCAACAGAGCAAUGCUAGCCGGAACGUCUACCUCGGUGGCUUGGAUGAGGGGAUUACGGAGGAACAGCUGAGAGAUGAUCUCAGCCGCUUCGGUCUCAUUGACCAGGUGAAGAUUGUUCGUGACAAGAACAUCGGUUUUGUGCACUUCUUGAGCAUCUCCGUCGCAACGAAGGUGGUAAAUACGCUGCCCACGGAGCCGGCCUGGGCUGGCAAGCGCGUCAACUAUGGUAAGGACCGCUGUGCAUACAUCCCCAAGUCACAGCAGGCUGCCGCGCAAGCUGCACAGGCAGCUGCCGCCCAAUCGCUGGUUGCACAGUCCGCUGCAGCCACCUUGUCACCCCUCCAGGCCAAUGGCGCAGGCUUCGGUUCUCCGUUGACCGCAUACAUGCCAUUCUCACCCGAUGCGCUGCAAGGCAUGGCGGGUACUCAGGGUCUCAAUCGAACCGUGUACCUCGGUAAUAUCCACCCCGAGACGACUGCUGAGGACCUGUGCAAUGCCAUUCGUGGUGGUGUCCUUCAGAGCUUGCGGUACAUGCAGGACAAGCACAUCGCUUUCGUGACGUUUAUUGAUCCCGCUGCGGCCCUCACGUUCUUCCAAGUUGCGUCCUAUCAAGGCUUGACGCUGAACAACCGCCGUCUGAAGAUUGGUUGGGGCAAGAACUCCGGUCCUCUCCCACCUGCCCUUGCGCUGGCAGUGCACUCGGGAGCAACCCGUAACGUCUACGUCGGGAACAUCGAGGACUUCGACACAUUUAACGAGGAGAAGCUGAGAAGGGAUUUCGGAGAAUACGGAGACAUUGAGCUUGUCAACUUCUUGAAGGAGAAGAACUGCGCCUUUGUUAACUUCACGAACAUUUCGAACGCGAUCAAGGCGAUCGACGGCGUGAAGAACAAGUCUGACUACGCCAAUCUGCGCAUUGCACACGGGAAGGAUCGCUGCGCGAACCCACCGCGCUCUGGCCCUCAGGGGGGCGCUCGCCGCUCGAACAGCAAUCACGGACCCCCGUCUGCUGGUCCCGUCAGCGCAAUCGAGCCACCCAUCGAGGCAGUCCGCGCAGAGCCCAUGCAGCUGGAUGUCGACGUCAAGCAGGAGGUCGAUGUCAAGCAGGAAACCUUCGACGUCGUCGUCACACCCGUCGACGCAGCCAUCGCUGCCGCCAACUAG
Molecule: messenger RNA, 2103 nt
Organism: Laetiporus sulphureus 93-53
Lineage: Eukaryota; Fungi; Basidiomycota; Agaricomycetes; Polyporales; Laetiporaceae
Exons: 5
Coding region: 1-2103 (700 amino acids)
Biological process (GO): mRNA splicing, via spliceosome
Cellular component (GO): cytoplasmic stress granule
Molecular function (GO): mRNA binding
Source: RefSeq, a predicted model, not a curated record